This is a messenger RNA of Protopolystoma xenopodis, 351 nucleotides long. The record is from the annotation of a GenBank genome assembly. Lineage: Eukaryota; Metazoa; Platyhelminthes; Monogenea; Polystomatidea; Polystomatidae.
AUGGGGCAUGUCACUCCUGGCAUGAACUCCUAUCGGCACGGACAUCGUUCCGAGGCGUGUAGGACGAAUGGAAGUAUUAAAGGCAUUUUAAAGUCAGAAAGCCGGACAACAAAGUGUGCCCUAAAAAGCGCCAUCAGUUUCACCCUGCCCGAUGUUAGACAAGCACCAGAAGCAGCAACCAUGGCAUACAUCUGGCAUGUCGUCCGGUCGCGUUGCGUGUCCUAUCCCCCGGCCAAAGAGCCUUGCCUGUACGGCCCAGUUCUACCAGUCUGGUUUGGUCAUAAUAGCCAUAUUGCACCACGGCGCAAGGUUAUGUUGCCAUGCGACAGGAGACAGGUUGGGAGGGCGUAA